Messenger RNA from Phanerochaete carnosa HHB-10118-sp, 1744 nucleotides. Its product is annotated as glycosyltransferase family 4 protein. The record is from RefSeq and is a predicted model, not a curated record. Gene Ontology annotation, molecular function: GDP-Man:Man(3)GlcNAc(2)-PP-Dol alpha-1,2-mannosyltransferase activity. Lineage: Eukaryota; Fungi; Basidiomycota; Agaricomycetes; Polyporales; Phanerochaetaceae. Bases 24 to 1538 code for a protein of 504 amino acids. Gene Ontology annotation, cellular component: endoplasmic reticulum membrane. Gene Ontology annotation, biological process: protein N-linked glycosylation. The transcript has 6 exons.
CGCAGUGCUCGCCAUUCGAAACGAUGUUGGCACUACUGGCCGUGUUCGCGGCAGCUGCUUCACUGCUACUGCUACGACGCUACGUCCUCAAUAUAAGAACACGAAGCAAUCAGAGGAGAGAAUCCGUGUUCAAGGAACUAGGCACGAGCGGAGACAAGCGCGUUGUCGGUUUCUUCCAUCCGUACUGUAAUGCAGGAGGCGGUGGUGAACGCGUACUAUGGACUGCCAUCGCGUCCAUGCAACGUACCGAACCCGACGUGAUCAGUAUCGUCUACAGCGGAGACGUCGACGCCUCUAAACAGGAGAUUAUCCAGAAGGUCAAAUCUAGGUUUGACAUUGUUCUCUCCCCGGACACCCUCCACUUCGUCUGGCUUCGGAAGAGACAUCUCGUGGAAGAUGCAACAUGGCCGCGUUUCACGUUGCUCGGACAAAGUCUUGGAUCAAUGGUGCUUGCUUGGGAAGCAAUGAACGCAAUAAUUCCAGAUCUCUUUAUCGACACGAUGGGCUACGCAUUCACAUUCCACGUCGCAAUCCUCCUCGGCGGUAUCCCCGUAGGCGCAUACGUGCACUAUCCAACGAUCAGCACCAACAUGCUCGCUCGAGUCAAAUCCCGCAAGGCCGGGCACACGAACUCGGACGCCAUCUCGUCCUCGUCUCUCCUCAGCCAAGGCAAGCUUCUAUACUAUCGCAUCUUCAUGUACUACUACGCCCAAUCGUUGCGGCGCGCGUCCUUCCUCAUGGCCAACUCAUCCUGGACCAAGGGCCACGUCGAUUCAAUCCUGCAGCACAACGACACGCUGCUCGACUUUGUGCACCUCUUCAGUCCUUUUGCGCUCCUGCGCCUUUAUCUGCAACCCAGCCAUCAGCCUCCAAGGGAGGCGAAGAUUGUCUAUCCGCCCUGCGACACCCGCGAGAUGGCGACGUUCGCGCUGGAAGCACGGGAACCGGUCGUCCUGAGCAUCGCGCAGUUCAGGCCGGAGAAAGACCACAAGGCGCAGCUGCGUGCGUUCGAGACUUUCGUGCGCAAGCAUCCCGAGUACAAGGCGCGAGGUGUCAAGCUCGUGCUCAUUGGUGGAAGCCGCAAUGCCGAGGAUGCCGCUCGCGUCGACGGGUUGCGCGACUUCGCGAAGGAACUCAAGAUCGAGGAGUACGUGGAGUUCGUCGUCAACGCGCCUUACCCGGAGAUGCUCCGAUGGCUAUCUCGCUCCAGCAUCGGUCUGAGCACGAUGGUCGACGAACAUUUCGGCAUCAACAUCGUCGAGUUCAUGGCAGCAGGCGUCAUACCAGUGACCCACGCCUCUGGCGGCCCGCUCAACGACAUUGUUGUGCCCUUCAACGGCAAGCCCACAGGCUUCCACGCUACGUCCCCGGACGAAUAUGCCGAUCAUUUUCAUACCAUCUUUAGGAUGAGUCCCGACGAAGAGCUCGAACUCCGUCUGCGCGCACGCACUUGGGCGGUGCAGCGCUUCUCCAACGAGGAGUUUGAGAAGGGAUGGAACGACAGCGGGUGGAAGAAGUGGCUGAAUACCAGCGCGUAAAUGAUGCAUGGUUAGCAUCUAGUGCAUCCCAAGGUGGCUUAGUUGAUCACCGUUUAGCUUGUCCGCAUACUUCUAUAGCCCGCAAUUGAGCCUUAGAGUUCAUACACUGCGUUCCCCAUCUAGUUGACCCUCACCUACAGUAUGAUGAACUGUAUAUACGAUCGGCGUGACUAUCGAAAAUGACUACUACAAAUGUUGUAGCGAUG